Vicia villosa (hairy vetch) is the source of this 2186-nucleotide messenger RNA. RefSeq names its product FRIGIDA-like protein 3. The record is from RefSeq and is a predicted model, not a curated record. Bases 246 to 1886 code for a protein of 546 amino acids. The transcript is spliced from 4 exons. NCBI's taxonomy places the organism in Eukaryota, Viridiplantae, Streptophyta, Magnoliopsida, Fabales, Fabaceae.
UACCCAUCUGAUGAACUACCCACUUCUUUUCCAAUAGCAUAUCCAGGUUUAAUACCUUUCUUUCAUUUCAUCGUUCCGCCACUGUACUUCGUCUUUUUCUUCCCAAACACCCAACAGAACAAGAUUUUGAAUCUUCGCAACCGCAUCCAAAUUUUCAAAUUAGGGCCAAAAACAACAAAUUUCUCCAGUACCUGUUUGUUUCGUGUAGCAACGAUUUUCUUUCAUCAGAACCCAGCUGCAGGAAGAUGGAUGACAUCGAGCAAGCCAAUGAAAACAACAGAGAGUCUAUGAUAGCGCAGCUUGUGCAGGCGUUUGUUGAAUUGGAAGCUCGGAAGGGCUCUUCUGAGGAUAAGGUUCCGUGGAUUGAAAUUAAGCAACAUUUUGUUGAGCUUGAGACGAUAUUGAACAAGAAACAUGAAGAGCUGCAGGCUAAGGAGAGGGAAUAUGAAGAGAAAGAAUUAGAAACAAAUACGUUACUCGCACAGAGAAAGGUGGCGGUUACUUCAAAAGAACAAGAUCUAUUAGAUCGUUUGCAGGAGCUUAAAGAUGCCGCUGUAGCUUCCAUUGUAGAGGCUCGUGCAAAUCACCAGACUGCAACUUUGGAGUUUGUGUAUGAUGGGGAGAACAAAGAUAAUAAGGUAAGUAGUUCCCCCGAGAACUCUCCGUAUAAGUCUGGUGAAAAGUCUGAAGGUGUGGCUAAUGAUGUUACGCCACUUCUAGAGAUAAAAAUAUUUUGUGAGAAAAUGGAUGCGAAUGGCCUUCUGGAUUAUGUUGUGGCGCAUAAGAAAAAAGUGUCUGUUUUUCGUGAAGAGAUUUCUGUUGCAUUAGAAAGUGCAACCGAUCCAGCACGUCUGGUGCUUGAUUUACUAGUGGGGUUUUAUCCCGCCAAUGACACUACCCAACAAAACGAUAAAAUGGGUGCUGCCCUUCAGGGCAAGCGCAAAUCCUGUAUUCUAAUUUUGGAAGCCUUGGCUAGUUUAUUGGCAAGGGCUGACCCAGGUGCAGAUCACCUUUUGAACCCUGAAACCAAGCAGCAAGCCAAGGCAAUUGCUGAUGAGUGGAGGCUCAAGUUAGCUAGUGCAGACAUUGAUGCUGCCAAUGGAAAUUCAUUGGAAGCAGAGGCAUUCUUACAGCUUCUUUCAAUUUUUAUGAUCGCUUCAGAGUUUGGUGAGGAAGAACUCUGCAAGCUUGUACUUGCAGUUGCUCAGAAUAGGUCGGCACCUGAGCUCUGCCGCUCUAUCGGGUUAACUCACAAAGUACCAGCUCUUGUCGAAAUAUUAAUCAACAAAGAGAAACAGAUUGCGGCUGUACAUUUUAUUCAACUCUUCCAGCUCCAAGAAAGCUUUCCCCCUGUGCCCCUCCUGAGGACAUACCUCAAAAAUCAAAGGAGAAAUUCACAAGUAAAGGCUGAUAAUGUGCGUGAUAUCGCUACUGCAAAGAUUGAUGCCAAUGCACAAGAGCUUGCAGCAUUGAGAGUUGUAAUUAAGUGCAUCGAAGAAUACCAGUUCGAAUCUGAGUACCCACUUGAUACACUUCAUAAAAGGGUUCAUCAACUAGAGAAAGCAAAGACAGAAAAAAGGAGAGGUGGAGAGUUUUUUAAACGUCCGCAACAAUCAAAGAGGCCAAGGCCUAAUGAGAGGCCUUUCCCACACCGUUCUUCUGGUCGUGGUGGCGGUGCUUCAGGUGUUGUUCAUGGUAGGCAGGUACCCCCUGUUAGGACAGCAUAUGCCGGAACUGCUGAUCGAUAUCCCCAUUAUGCUGCAGUAGCACAUGAUUAUCAAGUUCCAGGCCAAGCUAUGUACACUCCGCAGCCUAGUGCAGCUCCUUCUAACUAUGGUCGUUAUAUAGGCAGUAGUUUGCAACCCUCACACCAGCAUUACAUGUGAGUUUUUAACCGGCAAGCAUGAAUGAAAACACUCUAGACAUGCUAGCAAUCAAACAUUACUAAUUAUCUACUCCUAGUAUUUAAAAAUGUUCCCUUUUGUUUUUGUUUGAGUUUCUUAUGAUGUCAGAAGGCAGAUGUACUCAUAUAUUUAUAAACCAUGUCCACUUUUGUUAAAUUAAGUGUAUGUUAAACAAUUGGUGACAGACAACUCGCUUGAAUCAAUACAAAGGAGUUGGAAAAUUGCAAACUUGUUGUAUUAAUCUCAGCUGUCUAUCCAAUAGUUAAUGUCUAAUUUUGUUGA